This is a messenger RNA of Diabrotica balteata, 2879 nucleotides long. NCBI's taxonomy places the organism in Eukaryota, Metazoa, Arthropoda, Insecta, Coleoptera, Chrysomelidae. The record is from the annotation of a GenBank genome assembly.
GUCGUAUAAAAAUGUUUGUCAAUUUAGUGAAAACGUUAUUAAUUAUUGCAAUUAUAUCCCAAAAAAUACGUCAUACCACACAGUUUAAAUGUACACGACACAGAGAAACUUUGUCCUGUAAAAACAUAAGUGUAGAAGACAUCUACAGGGAAUAUUUCAACGAAGAGGUGAAGAAGCACCAACAGACCUUAUCUGCGAUAGAAGUAUCCAACUCCAAUAUACCUACCAUCCAAACUUUUCGCAGACCACCACAAGUUGCAAGUAUAGACGAUGUUAGUAUCCACCAUAGUGCAGUUAAGAGAAUCUCCAACUCGGCUUUCGACGAUUUUGACAACUUAAAAAGUCUAGAUGUAAGUUUCAACCUUUUGAUUGAUGUAAGUUUUGUAAGGAGUCUGCCAAAAUCAUUAACAAUUAUCAAACUCAAUAACAACAACAUCUCCUUUUUGGAUGUUCAUUUUACAGACUUUCCACAUAUAUCCAAUAUCGAUUUAAGCUUCAAUAAGAUCAAAACGCUUGAUUUUGGGAAAGUGAUAACUGUGCCUGACAUUAAUCUAAGCAAUAACCGCAUAACUUUUAUAAUUGCUAACGAAAAUAACUAUUUACCAACACAACUCAACCACUUAAAUUUAAGUUGCAACAAUUUCUCCCAUUACGACGAACACAGGUUGUCUAUAGCACCCGACGUGCUCGAUCUAAGCGGAAAUGACUUAAAGUUAGUAGACCUAACAUACCACAAACAAUAUUUGAGCUUGGCCGGAUCUAAGGUAGAAACUUUCCUAACAAAAAUUUGUGCCAAUACGGCAGAUCUUAGUACUUUCAAUAAUAUUACACAAGUUAAAUUAAUGGUUUCUAGCAAUCUAGUGCUCAGAAAAAACCAAUUUCGCACUCUUUCAAAUGAUACGUUAGACUUAAAGCAAUUUUUGGAUUAUAGUACCUAUUAUUAUUUAGAUUUGUCUGACUCCACGAUCCAAUCAAUAGAUGAGAACUAUUUUAAUGCCAUGAGAUUUUCUGAGCUCGAUUUAAGUCUCAAUUAUAUAACGAUUUUAAAGAAAAACACCUUUUUGUACUCGGACAUAAAAAAACUGAACAUGUCUUCGUCUGUAAUACAAGUUUUGCAACCAAAAUGUUUUAAUCAAGCUACCAUAGAAGAGUUAGACUUAAGUAACAACAGGAUAGCCAACCUUCAAGGUGUUUUUGACGAUGUGUAUAUCGAGCAUUUAGAUUUGUCGUUCAAUUCUAUUAAAUACUUAAAAAGAGACACUUUUGCUCGGUGUAAAAACAUUAAAAGUAUAAAUUUAUCGCACUGUCUCAUAGAAAAAAUAGAGCCAGAAACUUUUUUCGAGUUACCAAAUUUAAGAGUUCAAGAUUUGAGUCAUAAUAAAUUAACAAUUUUAGACAAAGACAUGUUUGGAUUACACGUAAAAGAAUUGAAAUUGCACGGCAAUCAAAUACAAACAGUCAAAAGUCAUGCAAUUAGUAAUCUCGAUCAAAUUUCUGUUUUAGAUUUGUCUCAUAUUAACAUUACAACGAUCGAACCAAAUGCGUUUGUUAAUUUACCCAAUGUUCAGGAACUAUACUUGACUCAUAACAAUAUAACAACAGUGGAGUACACUUGGUUUUCCAAAUUUACCUUCAAACAAUUAACAAAGAUAGACCUAGCACAUAAUCCUAUAAAAUAUAUAAACAAACUGACCAACAUUAAUCUCAACGAAGUAAUAUUAACCAUCAACGGUACUUUGGAAGCCAAUAGUAUUUCGAACGUUUACAUAAAAACACUAACACUAAAAGAUUCUAACAUUAACACAUUAAAAAAUAACUGUUUUAGAGGUUUAUUUAGCUUAACUGAGCUCCGUUUGCCUGGUUCGUCUGUUGAAACAAUUGAGACUGGUGCUCUAAACGACCUUUUCAAUUUAGAACUUCUAGAGGCUCAGAAUUUGUUUAAAAACAGUAAAAUUUUGAAAGAAAAUACUUUCAGUGAUUUAAACUCUAUGAAACUCUUGAACUUGUCCAAAAUAGGUUUUGAACAACUGGAAGCGUUUUGUUUUAAAGGACUGAAAGCUCUUGAGUAUCUAAAUCUAAGCAAAAACCAACUUCAUCGUUUAAAAAAUGAUACUUUUUCAGGACUUCGGCAUCUAGAAACUUUAGACAUAAGCCGAAAUCAAAUAACUACCAUAGAAUCGAAUGCUUUUCGAAGUUUAGGCACUCUAAAAGUGCUCAAUUUAGAAAACAAUCGGAUACACAAUUUUCCGGUGAACAUCUUCAACAAUUUAGUCAACCUCGAGAGGCUGAAUUUACGAAGCAACGUAAUUGGCAGAUUGGAGAGAGGUCUCUUCGAUGGACUCGAAAAUCUUUUAGACUUAAAUUUGGCACAAACUCAAUUAAGCAUUAUGGACGUCGGGGUCUUUCAGCAACUGGUUAAUUUAAAAGUAUUAGACCUGAGCAGGAACAAUAUGGGAUCGGUUAAACCUCGCAAUUCGUUUGAGAUAGGUAUAUUUUCGAAUUUAGCAAACCUAGAAAUUUUGGAUUUAUCUUUUAACUUGAUCUCAAGUUUGAACGUUAAAAAUAUGUUCAUGUCUUUGAGAAAUUUAAAGAAAUUGUUGUUAGAUCAUAACAAUAUGAAAUAUGUAGAUUUUGGCGGACUUUUAAAGAAUUGUAAGAAACUUUCUUACAUAGGUUUAUCGUUCAAUACGUGGAAAUGUGAGUAUUUAGCUGAUAUUACCCAAAAAUUGUUUAAUUCUAACAUAAGUUAUCAUCCUAAAACACCUAAUUAUAAUCAGGAUAAUAUUGAAGGCAUAUAUUGCACUGAUGUUUGUAAAUUUGUAUAUUGUGAAGGUAGUGAAGGGAGUGAACUAGAAAUUCAAUAAAUAUAUCGCAAUGUA